This is a messenger RNA of Chaetomium fimeti, 1497 nucleotides long. RefSeq lists its product as uncharacterized. NCBI's taxonomy places the organism in Eukaryota, Fungi, Ascomycota, Sordariomycetes, Sordariales, Chaetomiaceae. The record is from RefSeq and is a predicted model, not a curated record. The coding region runs from base 1 to 1422 and encodes 473 amino acids. Gene Ontology annotation, molecular function: transmembrane transporter activity. The transcript is spliced from 3 exons. Gene Ontology annotation, biological process: transmembrane transport. Gene Ontology annotation, cellular component: plasma membrane.
AUGACUGACCUUGCCCUCAACCGGGGCAGCACCGACAGUCCCGCCGGGCCGGUCCUCGAUGAAAAGACCGGUAUAGAGACGUCCGGUCUCGAGAAACCAACAGUUCAAACCGACGGCCAGGAGUCAACAAGAGUCAAAGACACCAGGCCGACAACAUCACCAACGACCGACCCUCCUCUCCCCACCGUCAAGCUGCUCGCAAUCCUCGCCGCCCUCGUCCUCAGCAUCUUCCUCUUCGCCAUCGACAUGACCAUCAUCACCAACGCCAUCCCGCACAUCACCUCGGUCUUCCACAGCCUGAACCACGUCACCUGCGGCGUGGGCGGCGCCGGCAUCAUCACGGGGUCCUUCACCAUCAUCGCCCUGGUGGCGCCCCCGAACCGGGCCCCGGCGUGUAUGGCGAUCUUGGGUGUCACGUUCGGCUGUGCUAGUGUGCUGGGGCCGUUGCUGGGUGGUGUUUUCACCGAGCACCUCUCGUGGCGGUGGUGCUUCUUUAUCAACUUGCCGCUGGGGGCGCUUGCUGCUGGGCUGCUUGCGCUGGUGUUCAAGACCCCUGCCGUGGCCAUGCCGCCGGAGGGGGUGUCCCUCCGCGAGAGGCUCCUCCAGCUGGACUGGCUGGGUUUGGUUGUCAUCAUGGGGGCGUCGACGUGCUUCCUGCUUGCUAUGCAGCUGGGGAGUGAGGUUGGUGAGUGGUCGCAGCCGGCCACGAUCGGUCUGCUGGUGGCUUUCAGCGCGCUUGUUGUGCUGUUCAUCCUGGUGGAGUGGUCCCAAGAGGAGAGGGCCAUGGUCCAGUUCCGGAUUCUGAAGCAAUGGCGCAUUCUCGGGAACAUAAUCUGCAUCUUCUUCGUCGCGUCUGUCCAGCUCCCUCUGCUCUACAUCCUGCCGAUCUACUUUCAAGCCGUCACCAACGUAUCUGCUGCAGAUAGCGGGUACCGCACCAUCCCACUCAUACUCGGCGUGUCCAUCUUCACCAUCGUCUCCAACACAUCUAUGCCAAAUAUCCACUGGGCCGUGUGGCUUAUGGCCGGUCCGGUAGUUAUGACCUCGGGAGUUGUUUGCUUGUACACGCUCGAGAUUGGGACACCAUUCGCCAAGGUGAUUGGAUUUCAGGUGCUAGUAGGGUCGGGGAUCGGUCUUGUUUUGCAGGUUCCCAUGGUAGCAAACCAGAAGCUUGCGGACUCCUUCUCCGAUAUCACCGUCGUUACGGGCACAACAUUGUUCUUCGAGGCGACCGGAGCUCUGCUCUUUAUGGCUGCAGCUGAGGCAACAUUUGUUAACGGCCUGGUGAACUGCUUGGGGGAGCAAGCACCGUGGAUUCCUUCGCAUCGGGUCAUUGAGGCUGGGGCAACGGGAUUCAGGCAACGAUUUGGGUCUGAUUCUGGUCUUGUUCUAGCCUGCUCGCCGCAAUUCAAAUAUAUUUGAUUUGUUUAUUCAAAUUCAAAUUCAAACAAACCAAUUCGGCCACCCAGUCAAUCAACUAACAGGGCAAAUUUGAUC